AUGGUUGAUUAUUUCGUAUUUCCUUAUACUUACGAAGACAUCUUGAAGUCUGCAGACGAGAGAUAUUGCGUCAAUGCGGAAGAAUAGAGGAGAAUAAAAAAUAUGGAAGAUAAGAGAAUGAAUAGAACCCUGAAAGAAUUAGAAUCUGCCUUUGUCGAGGACUAUACUGAAAUAAAGUAGCACGAAAGAUUCGAUAUACUCUACUUUCUGAUCGAUAAUUUCGGCUCAAAAAAUAGUGAAUCUCCAAAUUUAAUCAAGUUUAGUCUAUCCACAAUUGAAUAAACAGGAGAAUUGCUUCUUACAUAUUUAAAUUCGCAUUUGAGAAGAGUAAAAGAGGAUUGCUAGAAUCAGAAUAUUGCUCCUGAAGUACUUGCAGAUGAUAGACAUUCUUUGAAAAUGAUUAUAUUUUUGACUACCUUCUUCCUUAGAAACACAUGCAUAAGACGUAUAUCAACAAUGAAGGAAGAUAACAAUGACGAAGCUCAUCAAAAUAAGAAAGGCAAAAAGAAUACAGGUGGAGAAGAAAAUUAUGAUAAUCUAAUUGAAAAGCAAAGAAUUUGCAUAGAUUUGCUAUAGAAGACUCUUUAAUUAGAUCUCAAAACUCUUUACCAAAAGAAAUCUAUUGAUGAGGAAUUUUAUAAAUAUUAUUUGGCUACUGCUUUAAGAUUACUCGAAAGUAAGCCUUUCAUUAGGGCAGAAAAGGCUCGUACCAAUAUAUUUGCUAUUAUUAGAACUGUCAUGAGAGUAUUUUCUGAGUAUAACAAAUAAGAAUUGAAGCAAGUUUAACUUAAUUUCAUUAAUCUUAUCUAUGAAGACGAAAAUUUAGUUCAGCCUAUUGCAGAUUUUAUAAUUGAUCUUUAUAAUGAUAAAAAUUUAAUCUUUUCAAAGGAAUUUACUUUCGAUUUGCUACAAAUAUUGGUCACUUUCUUGCAAGAAAAAACAAGCCCUUCUUCUGAAAAUACAGUAUUUAAAAAUGCUAGAGAUUUCUUCUCUAUUUUAAGUAACCACUUGCCUAAAAUUUUCAUUAACAAUUUAUCAUGCUUCUUGACAUUAUUUGAUUCUGAAUCCUAUUUAAUGCGUAAUACUGUCUGUGAAAUUUUGGGAAAUAUUUUAAAAAAUGUGCUUACUGCUUAAAACGAAGAAGAUGAGGAAUUCAUUUUAAAUGAAGAAUCAAAGAUAAAGUAAAAAGAAAAACUUUUGGAUCGUUUAAUUGACAGAGUUUAUGAUAAGCAUGCUUACAGUCGUGCAUAAGUCUUAACAAUAUUAGCCGAUUUAUGCGAGAACAAUGCUAUCCCACCUCAAUUUUUACCAUAAAUAUUAAAAGCUGCUAUUAGCAGAACUAGAGAUGUUGGUGCUAUUGUCAGAAGAAAAGCUCUCUAAUUGAUUAGCAGAGUAGUUAAUUAUUAUGUUUAUAUCUACCAAACCAACAAAGAUGGAAAGUUUAUCACAAAAGAAUAAGUCAUUAAAGAAAUCAAAAAGCUUGAUAUGUAAAAUUUAUCAUGUGCAGAAUAGCUUGAAAAGAUUGAAGAAAGACUCAGAGAAAUCACUCAAUCUGAAGACCCUGCUGAAUUGCUUUUACAACAGGAUGAAAUUGAAAGCUUAACAACCAGACAAAAAAGUAUAAAAGCUUAGAUGGCUUAAAUUGCUUAAUUAUAAAGCAGAUAUUAGGAAUAUUAAGAUUUUUUGCAUGCACUUGAUAUUCUUAUCCCUAUUUUAAUUUAGCUUCUUGGUUCCAAGAGUGUCUAUGAUGUUUUAGAAACUAUUAGACUUUUGAUGUACUUAAAGAAGUAUAACAUCACAACUAGCGAGCUUGGUAUUAAGAAAAUGAUAGUUUUAAUUUGGUCAAAGGAAAAAGCUGUCAAAGAAGAAGUUAUGCAAACAUAUUGGUCUAUAUACAUGAAUAAUAAAGAACAAAAGCCUUAGAGAAUCGCUAAAAAUUUGAUCAAUUUGAUGAUAGAUACUAACAUAACUGAAGCUUCUAGCUUUGAAGAAUUGCUCUUAAGCAUGAUGGACACACAUAAGAUAUCUUAAGAAGAACUUAAAAGCUAGAAUCUUAAGGCCUAUCCUAUUCAAGAUUAGGUUUUUGCUGAAGUUUGGGAAAUAUUCACUAAAAAUUUUAGACGUUUAUGUGAAGCUGAUCCUAACCGUGAAAGAACUGAGCAAGAAAGUUUAGAAUAUGAAAAAGAACUUAUUUUACAAAAAAAAGAGAUGAGAAGUGCUAUUCAAAUUCUUCGUAUUAUCAGUAGCAGAUAAAAGAGCAAUUGGAGCAUGAAACUUGAAAGCUUUAAGAACAUCCUCAAUUACUAUAAGAAAUUCGUCAAUAAAGUUGACUGGGUUAUUGUCAAAGAAAUUGCUUGCAUUUCAGAAUAGGUAAAAUCAGAAGAUAACAAGGCUAUUAUUGAGUCUAUUGCUCAAAUUUUAACAGUUCUUCUAAUCAGGGGUCACGGAACUGAAGAUUCUGAGUGGUUCUUGUCAUGUGAACAGAUCAUCAGAUUGACAUUUUUAACAUUUACAAACCCAGAAACUAUCAUAAAAUAUUUAAUUAAAAAAAUGAGCCAAUUUUUGUUUGAAAAGAAAAUUGCUAAUGAAGGUGGUGCUGUUGAUGAAGAAGAAGAUGAACCUAAUUAGAAUAAAGAUGACUUAGAAAUGCAGCUUGAGAAAGAUAACAAAAAGGAUGAUGGAGUUUAAAAGCCUCUUACAAGCAAAGCCUAUGAGCAUAAGCUAGCUCAAGUCUUGUACGUUGCAGGUAAUAGUGCAUUAAAAUUCUUGAUGCAUUGUGAUAGAAUCGAAGAAUAUUUGAAUAAACGUAGAAUAGAAGCUGAAAACAACAAAUAGAAGGAAAUGUAAAAUGAUGCUAAUGACAAUGAAGAUAAAGACAUAGAUAAGAUCAAUGGAGGUUUCGAGGCUGAAUUUGAAGAACAUCAAAGAACUUUGCAUAGUAUUUAGGAUAAACUCAUCAUCGAGUCUCCAAUUUAUAGCUACUUCUGUAGUAUCGCAACAAAAAUAUGUUGGAAUAUGUUCAAUUCACUAAGUUUAGCUCAAAGAAGCGAAGCAGAUAAUAUCAAUAAUAAAUUAAGAAGAAAUGUUAUUUUGGACAGAGUUGCAAUGCUAUGUUUAAUUAAAUUUAUGUGUGUUUCCUCUUAAGUAUGUAAGAAAAAUCUUGAUUUAAUUUUCAAUAUGUUGGAAUCUUAAGCUGAUGCAAUCGUUAAAACAAAUAUCUUAAUUGGUAUUGGUGACCUCUAUCAUAGAUAUCCUAUCAUACUUGAAAGAUACUUACACUUUGUCUACAAGUCACUUUCUGACAAAGAUGUUAGAGUUAGAAAGACCUGCUUGAUGGUUAUAACUCACUUAGUGCUUAACGAUAUGCUUAAGGUCAAAGCUGAAAUCUCCUCUAUUGCAAUUCUAAUUGAAGACUCUGAUUAGAGAAUUCAAAAUAUGGUUAAGUUAUUCUUCCAUGAGUUGAAUAAGAAAGAUCCCAAGGCUAUUUACAAUUUGUUGCCUGAAUUGAUUGGCAGAUUAUCUACUGAGAAUAUUAAUGAGUCUAUCUUUAAUAACUUUUGUGAAAAUGUGUUACCACAUAUCGAUAAGGAUAAAUAAGCAGAGUCUCUUGUUGAUAAACUUUGCUAACGUUUCACUUUAGUUAACACUGAAAAGGAAUGGAUUAAUAUCUCUCAUGCUCUUAAAAUGUUCUCGUACAAUGAAAAGAGCUUAAAGAAACUAUUGGAACACUUUGAAUCUAAAUAUAGAGAGAAAUUGAAUAUUCCCAUUAUUUUAGAAAACUUCAAGGCAAUAAUCUUAAAAACCAAAAAAAUGCCUCGUUAAUCAUAGGAGUAAAAGCAAUUAAUUGAUGAACUUGACAGCAAAAUAUCUAAUUUCAAAAAAGAGACUUUUGAUGAUAAAAAAUACAAGAAAGAGAAGCCUAAACCCAAACAAGCAGCUGGAACUAAAGGAAACUAAGCUAACAAAGGAGCUGUAGGAAAUGCCUAAAAGAAAGGAAAAUAAAAUGUUUAAGUACCCAAUCCAUAAUAAUCAAAGAAAGGUUAAUAGUAAAUGAUGGAAAUUGAGUCUGAUGAAGAAGAAGAAGCUGUAUUUUAACCUAAUAGAAGAUCUCAACAAUAACAACAGCAACAGCUUCGUGGAGGACCUGGUAAAAUUUUAAAAUCUAAUUUGGAAGAAGUGAAAAAUGUUAAGAAUGCUUUAUUAGCAGCCAACCAUCCAAAUAACUAAAGGAACACCAAAUAAAGGGCUGAACCUGAAGAAAUUGAUAUUGAAGAUGAUGAUUUUGAUGAAGAGGAGGAAGAAGAGUUUGUUGGACAUAACAGAGGUUAAUCUAGCAGAGCUUAAUAAAGUAAUUAAAGAGCAUCAUCAAGAAAUGUACAGAGAAAAUCGUUGAAAGAAGAUUCAGAUGAUGAUGACUUUGAUGAGGAGUUUUGA
Molecule: messenger RNA, 4434 nt
Organism: Tetrahymena thermophila SB210
Lineage: Eukaryota; Ciliophora; Oligohymenophorea; Hymenostomatida; Tetrahymenidae
Product: non-SMC mitotic condensation complex subunit 1, amine-terminal protein
Exons: 10
Biological process (GO): meiotic chromosome condensation; mitotic chromosome condensation
Cellular component (GO): condensed chromosome, centromeric region
Molecular function (GO): histone binding
Source: RefSeq, a predicted model, not a curated record